GACGGUGAUCGGGACUGACGGGGUCAGCGAGGCCGGGGAAGGGUCUGAGCAGCAGCCACUGUUACACCCCCAGCCCCAGCGCUGGAGAGCGACACAAUUGCAGUCAGAAAAUGUCCUCGUCUCUUUUCUGAGCUUCACCCCCACGGUGCAGGACGACGGGGCGCGGGUCAGGUGCAGCUUCCACCACGAGGCCAGAGGGAUCCGAGAGCAGCGAGAGUCCAGGGAGAUCCGGCCGUGGGCCCCACCGCAGGUGUCCGGGAUCCAGGUGUUACCGCAGUGGGAGCCCCGGGAUGAGGUGCCGUUUGCCAUCCAGAUCGAGAACUUUUACCCCAGGGGGAUUCACCGGAUCCAGUGGAGCUGGGACGGGGCAGAGAGCGGGAGAGACGAGACCCCAGAAAUCAGCCAGAACCCGGAUCUCACGUUCAGUGCUACCAGCGUCUGGAGAAUCCCCAGUGACCAAAUCACCCGUCCGGAAUUUACAGUCACCAUGUCCGUUCAGCAAACCCCUCAGAGCCCCGCAAUCGAGACACAGAUCCGAGCCAGGGACACAGGUCUCCUGCGGCCCCCGGAGGUGUCGGAAAUCUCCCAGCCCGAGUCAGUGACGGCGGGGGAGGAAAUCACCCUGAGCUGCCGCGUGGUGGGGCAUUUCCCUGGGGAGCUGAGAGUGACCUGGCUCAGGAGGGGCUGGGGGGCCAGGGCUGCUGUUCCCCUGCAGGGCUCUGCCGAGUACAGAAUCGAGCCCGGAGCUCCCAACACACAGGACGGGAAAAGCUUCCAGCAGGAGACGAGACUCAGCUUCACCCCCUCGGUGCAGAGAGACCAGGGGGCCGAGUACGUCUGCCGGGUGGGACAUGUCGCCCUAGGGACCUCCCUGGAGAGACGCAGCCGGGAGCUGCAGGUGACAGCCCGGCCGCAGGUGUCCGGGAUCCAGGUGUCACCGCACUGGGAGCCCCGGAAUCAGGUGCCGUUUGCCGUCCAGCUCCAGAACUUUUACCCCAGGGGGAUUCACCGGAUCCAGUGGAGCUGUGAUGGGAAAAGCUGGGAAAAGUGUGAACCAACCGACUACAGCGAGAACCCGGAUCUCACGUUCAGUGCUACCAGCGUCUGGAGAAUUCCCAGCCGGGAUCUGAACCGUCCGGAGCUCAGAGUCCGAGUGUCCGUUCAGCAAAGCCCCCGAGAGCCCCGAAUCGAGAGAGAGAUCCGAGCCGGGGACACAGGUCUCCUGCGGCCCCCGGAGGUGUCGGAAAUCUCCCAACCCGAGUCAGUGACGGUGGGGGAGGAAAUCACUCUGAGCUGCCGCAUGACGGGGCAUUUCCCCGGGGCGCUGAGUGUGGCCUGGCUCAGGAAGGAGAAAUCAGCUGCAACCAGACGAUCUAUGCAACAGAGCAAGGGAGACACCCUGGUUCCUCUAGAAAACUCUCGGGAGUACAGAAUCCAGCCCGGAGCUCCCUGCACACAGGACGGGAAAAGCUUCCAGCAGGAGACGAGACUCAGCUUCACCCCCUCGGUGCAGAGAGACCAGGGGGCCGAGUACGUCUGCCGGGUGGGACAUGUCGCCCUAGGGACCCCUCUGGAGAGACGCAGCCGGGAGCUGCAGGUGACAGGUCAGUGUCUCUGUCUGAAAUCUCUGGUCACUGGAGCCUCUCGUCCAUUCCGGGGCUGA
Messenger RNA from Mauremys mutica (yellowpond turtle), 1663 nucleotides. RefSeq lists its product as uncharacterized. NCBI's taxonomy places the organism in Eukaryota, Metazoa, Chordata, Testudines, Geoemydidae. The transcript has 5 exons. The record is from RefSeq and is a predicted model, not a curated record. The coding region runs from base 488 to 1663 and encodes 391 amino acids.